UUAAAUGGUAGCCGUUGUCCUUCAUUUGUAAUAUUACCAUCGCACUGUAUUUAAUUAAGAAGAAACCAUAAGUCCAAUACUUGUAAUCUCUUGGAGUAACCUGAAGUCAUCGAGGAGACUUAUAAAAAGCUUCGUAAGGUGACGAUAAGUAAUUACUUUGAAGCGUGUAGGCUCAUUUGCUUUUACUAGAAACAAUAAGAAGGAAAUAUGAAUUUUUCUCCAAUCGAUAAGUAAAAGACGGACAAGGUAAAUUGCAUCUGUGUACACAAAUGUUUGUAUAGAUGACUAGAAAUAAUUGCCGUUUGCUCCACGAUCUCUGACUGUAAGUUCCAUUUAUGUAUCGAUAGAGUAUUUAAGCUUUUCGUAACUUGUGUACUUACGUUUAUAGGUACAUAAUGAAAUUUUCACAUGGCAGAAUAUUUCACGAACGAUUAAGUUUCAAACAAUUUUCAAAUUUAAAGGUCAGACUGUGAUUAAAGUUGCUACCGGAGUUUGAUCAAUCUGAAAGUAUACGUAAAAAUUGAAAGCUACUUGAAACAAGUUUUUGUUCGCUAAAGGAGUCGAAUAGCUCUUAUUUUCGUUGCUUUUUCUCUUGUCGCAAAGAUUGUAAUCGCACGAUGCAGCGGUUUACAUUUACUCAUUUUUGAAGAAUAAACGAUUUGAAACACAAAAUAUCCUUGGUAUGAAAUAUACUUAUUAUCAUCUGGAAGACAGCGUUGUAAAGAUAAACGUUAAGCAUUACUCUCCGUUGAAAAUUUCGGAAUGUUCCAGGAACAAGUAUCUUUUGAGGGUUUUAAUUAUCGCGCGCCAUCGAUGAAAGUCUUUCAAUAACGCGCACGAAAUAUCGAAUCAAGGAGAUAGUAGUCAAAUGUUCAGGCAUUUGGAAGUGUCAGUUUUUGGUGAAUUCUAAUGAAACAUGACAUAUCGAAUUUUACGUUUGGAGUAUUUAAAGGGCAAUCGAAUAUUUUAUUAAUCGUCAAAAUCGUAAGUGAUAAAGCAAAAGAUUAAUGAAAAAAGUAUAUUGAAUGUAGCAAAAACUAUGCAGAGUAGCAAAGAGGUGAAGAGACCGGCACAAAGACGGUUCGGUUGGUUAUACAAGGUUUGUUAAUAGUCAACUAUAAAGAAUCCUAUUUAUGUAAUUUAUCUCGAUAUUGUAUUAAUCCAAAAAUCUAUGAUUUAACUAUACUUCUUUAAGUUACAUGCAUAAUGCUUGCACGUAUGUACAUACUAAUCACUUGUAACCGUCACUUACCACUGUCAGUAUUAGUGUGAAUUCACUUAUGUUCUACGGUAUCAAAGAAUGAUAUGCAUAAAAGAAUUGCUAGCUAAUAUAGCAUGGCAAUUAUUACGUAGUAGGUAUUUGGUAGAAUAAUCUGUGAUAUUUAAGGACGCUAAUGAUUUAAUCAAGAUCCCGCUGUAUAAUAUUAACAACACUUUUUAACAAGGUUCUGUGUCAACAAAGGUCUGUAAAACCGUUAUCUGCCGUGCAAACGUACUUGAAAAAGAGCUGUUUGCGAUUCUGCGUGGACCGCGUUGGUCUGAAACAUUGGUCACCCAUAUUAAAUAGUAUCGCGGAGAACUGCAGUUUGUCGAAAAUUCAUCUAUACAGCCGAAGUCGGCGCAGAAGGAUACGAGAAAAAAUAAAUACGCAAGAGAAGCUUGAGAAAUUGUGGUAAUUACCGUAUUUCGAAGAUACCAAAAUGUAUCCGAAUUCCGAAUGCCACAGGAAUCGACAGGUAUAAUGUUAGAAAGAAAAGUUGCUUCCUCAAGCUUAAACUACGCGUGAAAUUUACAUACUUACCUCACUAAAUAUUUUUAAUUAUUCUUGACCCUGGGUAUUCCUGACACCGUUGGUUUUCGAUAUUCGCCACAAAUAAAACUCUCGUCACACGAAUCAACCAAACAAAAAAAAAAAUUAAAUUAUACAAAUUUUAGUAGCAUCUCUACUUAUCCGUAACGAGGCACCUGAUUUUUGUUUACCUUUCUCUACGAUUUUAAAAGACUUUAAAUUUCUCCAACUCGGUAGAGUACGUCUGGAAUGAAAUCUAGAAUUUUUUUAUCCUCCAAUUUUUCUAUAAACUGAACGUUUCGCUUUUCGGAUACUACUCCUCAAAGUUUAAGCGUGCAGGUCGCAUCGCUUGGAUCGACGAGCUGGACAGAAAGAUGAGAGAGAUUGGGAGUUAGGCGAAUAAAGGGAAAAGGGAGUCGAUACGACGGACGUGGUUCGGAAACUGGCCUUUUUUAUCGAACGUCCAGGCGAUGCAGGAAGGACACAACAUGGCCGAUCCUGUACACCAACUUUCUGUUGCGCUGCCUUCUGGAUGCUGUGGCCGUUUAUGCGAGAGACUCCACGAGGCUCACCUCGAUUACUAUCGAUGGGAUUCCGCUGAUGCCGAGGUAUCUGGACAUCCUCUGUUAUGGCCUGAGGACCAACGAGAAGCUGAUAGAUCUAUCGCUCAAGGGAUGCCGCAUCGGUGACAUCGGCUGCGAUUUGCUGCUGAACUGCUUGAGGAACAAUCCCAGCCUUCGAAUGCUGAACCUGUCGGCUUGUCGUUUGACUAACAGAAGUGCCACGAGUUUGUCCCUGUUCCUGAAAAGGAGAAGGGCGGAUUUGUUACAGAACGUUUGGGUAGAGUCGCCUUUGCAGUCUCGCGAGGAGUAUUCCUUGAAGCAGCUGCAGGGACUGCAUACCUUGAUUUUGAAUCGAAACCCAAAAUUUGGGGACAAUGGCGUUCGACAGUUGAUGGCUGCGUUAACCAUCGAUUAUUGGCUGAAAUCUUUGAGUCUUCAACGAUGUGGUAUCACUGAACACGGAGUGGAAAUCAUCAUCAAGCUUUUACAAUCCAACAGUACGCUUUCGAAGAUGGAUCUCACAAAGAAUCGUAUACACAUCGAUACUCUUCAAGUUGUUUUGAAGCUGUUGAAGAGGAAACGAGAAACAACUGAAACUAAGUCUUUGAAGAAACGACUUCAAAAGAGACGCAACAAAAGGUCGUUAGAAAAUUGUCGACAGAGGAGAUUCUUGAGGUUUCAAGAGAGACCCGGUCAAUCAAAGGUGAUCGAGAAUAUAAAGAAAAAAUAUGACUUUGAGAGGAAGGAUCCGUGUGAUCUGGAGUUGCAGCUGUUAGACGUAAUUAAUUCCAACGUUGAAUUGAGAGAAAUAUUGUCGAGCAAUAAUACAUUGCUGAACACAGAGGUCCAGGAAAGGUCCAGAACCGAGGACGAAUUGCAGAAAGUAUCUCUCGAGUUGAACAACCUUAAGAGCAAAGUUCUCUUUGUUAAUUCACUUCGUACGAAGCUUUCCAAUAAAAAUCAGUUGCUGCAGAAAGGACUUCGAUACGUUUUUGGAAAGAUGGAAUCAUUUUCAACUGCAAAACAACCCGAGAUUGAUAGAUCCAAAUACGAAGUUGAUUUCACUGCCACGGAAAUACUACCAUUGCCGUUAGUUCAACGGAAAAACAAUGUUGUAACGAGAUAUAUGCAAAGAAGACCGUACUGUCCUCUCAUAAGGGAAUGCAAAGUUGUGGAUAUCACUGAAUGCUAAUUUGAUAUAUUUUAUUAUCCGAUGCAAUUUAUAUUUAGCCGUCGGUUACUAGUACCUGUGCGAGUCUACAACAGUUUUUACAAAUAUAUUAUAAUACGAUUAGAAAAAUAAAUAUUUUUUUACAAACAAAAAA
Molecule: messenger RNA, 3677 nt
Organism: Hylaeus anthracinus
Lineage: Eukaryota; Metazoa; Arthropoda; Insecta; Hymenoptera; Colletidae
Product: centrosomal protein of 78 kDa-like
Exons: 3
Coding region: 2390-3544 (384 amino acids)
Cellular component (GO): centrosome
Source: RefSeq, a predicted model, not a curated record